AUGCCUCCUACUUUUAACCGAAAAGCUACCGCGCGGAUCCCAGCAAGCACAACGAAUCUGGGACCCGGAUUCGACGUGUUAGGGCUUGCUCUCCAGCUCUAUAGUACAGUUACGUUAGAACUUUCUGAAACCGACACUGAAGUUAUUGUAAGCGGCGUAGAUGCCGAUAAAAUACCAAGUACGCCGGCGCAUGUCGCGUUUCAAGCGGUAGAACUUGUUUUCCACCGAAGCGGAACGAAACGCCCAAAAGGCUUUAAAUUGCAGAUAGAAAAUGGAAUACCUGCGAUUCGGGGUUUGGGCGGCAGUGGAACAGCCAUUCUUGGCGGGUUGCUCACUGCCAACGCGCUCUGCGGCACCCCAUUUUCUCACCCGGAACUCCUCAACUUUGCGACAGAAUUGGAAGGGCAUCCGGAUAACGUCGCCGCCUCAUUGUAUGGUGGACUCGUCGUUUCAGCACAGGAGGAUGCUCAGGUUCAUACCGUUCGAUUAGAAUGUCCAUCCCUCCUUUCGAUUGUGCUGGCAAUUCCUGAUUUCCCACUGUCAACGGAACAAGCACGAGGGGUGUUACCAACAUCAGUGAGUUUUGCAGAUGCAAUCUACAAUACAAGCCGGAGCACACUGCUAAUUGCCAGCAUUGCCACGAGGCAAUUUGAGAUGUUGCGUGUUGCAAUGAAGGAUAGGUUGCAUCAACCUUACCGUGCUUCACUGAUUCCAGGAUUUGAUGAUGUGGCAGAAGCCGCUACCACCGCUGGGGCACUUAGCGUCGCAUUGAGUGGAGCAGGACCAACUGUCGCUGCCUAUUGUCUGGAGCACACAGAGCAGGUUGCUGAGAAGAUGCAAGGUGCCUUCAAAAAGCACCAGAUUGCGGCGGAUAUUAAAAUUUUAAAGCCAGAUGCUCGCGGGGCAAGCGUUUUUUAA
Molecule: messenger RNA, 918 nt
Organism: Geodia barretti
Lineage: Eukaryota; Metazoa; Porifera; Demospongiae; Tetractinellida; Geodiidae
Source: the annotation of a GenBank genome assembly